This is a messenger RNA of Carassius auratus (goldfish), 1758 nucleotides long. Its product is annotated as F-box/LRR-repeat protein 17-like. The transcript is spliced from 8 exons. The record is from RefSeq and is a predicted model, not a curated record. Gene Ontology annotation, cellular component: SCF ubiquitin ligase complex. Gene Ontology annotation, molecular function: protein binding. Gene Ontology annotation, biological process: SCF-dependent proteasomal ubiquitin-dependent protein catabolic process. Bases 169 to 1743 code for a protein of 524 amino acids. NCBI's taxonomy places the organism in Eukaryota, Metazoa, Chordata, Actinopteri, Cypriniformes, Cyprinidae.
UUCCUCUUUUAUUUGAAAUCCGGAAGUGUUUUGAAACAUUGUAGCAGCUUGACACAGCGAGAGAGCGUUUGCGGUGCGUUCGCUUCUGUUUGUAUGUGGCGGGGACUAUGAGAGCGCGGGAAGGAGGUGCUGAGGGCCGCGUGAGCUGAGUCACCGUGAAUCAUCUAUAUGGGCCAUUUUCUCUCAAAAAAUGGUUACAGCCUGAAGAAGAAAUCACGGAAGCAGCGCAAGAAGAAGAAGAGGAGCAGGAACUGCUUCCUUCAGGGUCCCUGCAUGCUGUGCUUCAUCGGGAGCGUCGAGGACGACUGGCCCUUCGAGAGCGCGGUGGCAGCGGCUUCCAAACUCGCCGAGCGCUACGUCUCGCUGAACUCAACCGAAGCGUGCACCAAGUUCCUCCUCUCUCAGGGAGAGCUGGCCGUUUGGGAAGGCCAGGGUCGGAGUCUGCUCUCCAAGCUGAUCGGGCCCCCGGCGCUGUUCUGUGCCGUGGACUAUUUGGAAAUGGUGUGCAAGCGCAAGUGUGCUGAGCUGCAGCGGUGUACGCCCCGCAAACAGCCUCGCUGUGCCUUCCAGGAGGCCAUGGAGAACGGAGAGGAGCGAGGAGACCGCCGCUGCCUCCUUCCUUCGCUGCCUUCAUCCUCCUUGUCUUCCUGUCCUUUGGAGGAGGACGGAUCCGGCGCGGGGCGGCUUACAGACUCGAGCUCCGCCACAACCUCCUCCUCCUCCUCCUGCUGCUGUCAGCUGUCCCAAAACGAGAGCUCGGAGGAGGCGAAGAGCGCUGAAAGUACAGACACGUCCCACAUUAACCAGCUGCCCUCCUCUAUACUGCUCAAGGUGUUUUCUCACCUGUCGGUGAAGGAGAGAUGUCUGGGUGCGUCUCUGGUCUGUAAAUACUGGCGUGAUCUCUGCUUAGACUUCCAGUUCUGGAAACAGAUCGACCUCAGCGGCCUCCAGCAGGUUACAGAUGAUCUCCUGGUGAAGAUCGCGUCCCGGAGGCAGAACGUGACUGAGAUCAACAUCUCCGACUGUCGUAACGUUCAGGACCACGGCGUUUGCUCUCUGGCGUCCAACUGUCCCGGUCUGAUCAAAUACACGGCGUACCGCUGUAAGCAGCUCAGCGAUGUGUCUCUGUGCACCGUGGCCAUCCACUGCCCGCUGCUGCAGAAAGUGCACGCGGGGAACCAGGACAAACUCACUGACCACGCUCUCAGACUGUUGGGCGAACACUGCAAAGAGCUGAAGGAUGUGCAUUUCGGCCAGUGCUACAGCAUCAGUGACGAGGGUCUGGUGGCGCUGGCGCAGGGAUGCAGUAAACUACAGAGGAUCUACAUGCAGGAGAACAAACUGGUGACAGAUAAGUCUGUGCAGGCGUUUGCGGAGAACUGUCCGGAUCUGCAGUUUGUGGGCUUCAUGGGCUGCUCCGUGACGUCUCAGGGUGUCAUACACCUCACCCGGCUGCAGCACCUGAGCAGUCUGGAUCUGCGGCACAUCUCUGAGCUCAACAACGAGACGGUGAUGGAGGUGGUGAGGAAGUGCAGGAACCUGACGUCCCUCAACCUCUGCCUCAACUGGACCAUCAACGACAGGUGUGUAGAGAUCAUUGCGAAGGAGGGUCGGAGUCUGAAGGAGCUCUAUCUGGUGUCCUGCAAGAUCACAGAUCACGGUAAGACUGAGAUGAGUUUGGAUGCGGACCAAAACGUAAACCCUUCAUUCUCAGAGAUACAGGGGGCGCUAGAACGGACAUGAACUUUAACCUUUAGU